This is a messenger RNA of Oikopleura dioica, 558 nucleotides long. NCBI's taxonomy places the organism in Eukaryota, Metazoa, Chordata, Appendicularia, Copelata, Oikopleuridae. The record is from the annotation of a GenBank genome assembly.
AUGAAACUUUUCCAGACACUUGCUUCCCUCGCUCUCGUUUCAGCUCAGGCACCACCGGAGCCGAAGAACUGUGCUGACUGUAUCGCCUUCGACAAUGCUUACAAAGACGAGUGCAAAAAGAACCCCCACCUAAUCGACGACUACGUCAAUAUGCUCAAGCAAGAGUGUUCCUCAGCUGGAAAUCUUCAGUCGAUUUGCGAGACAAUCGCCGGCGGAGCAUUCAAAAAGUACUUGGAAAAGAUUCGAGAUGAGGAUUCCAAGCAGUACUGUACUGAAAUUACGAUGUGCCAGAACUCCAUCGUCAGAUUUUAUCAACAAGAUGACCCUGACUGCACCGCGUGUUUGAACUUCAUGACCGAUCUCCGCCUGAUCGCUCGAUACGACCCUCCCCACUUCGCUCAAAUCUUCGACGCGAUCGUCAAAGGACUCUGCGAAGAAACCGGCAAGUUCGAAUCCAGAGUUUGCUACCAGGAACUCAAAGGACACGAAGAAGACGCUAGAAAAGCGAUCAUGAACGCGGACCAGCAAAAAGUUUGCGUCCAGCUUGAAUAUUGCUAG